GAAGAAAGAGUGCCUUUCAAAAUUAAAUAACCAAUAAUAAUAUUCCUUAAUAAUUAAUAGUGCAUUCUCACUAAUGACUGUAAUAAACCUAUUUUUUAGGCUUUUAAGUAAAAGAAAAGACAGCAUGUUGAGGAAUAUCUUCCUCUGCAGGAGUCAAAGUAGAAACUAAUGCGUUUCCAGCGCAGAUAUUUACCAUCUCUUUCUCUCUCUAUCCACCAUCAUCAUUAAUCUUCAUCAUCUCGUGUUGCUGCAUCUCUCUCUCUCUCUCUCGCCUGCGCGUACAUAAAGAGAUACAGGGUGGAGAGGCUUAUCCACCAAUUUUUGGAUUUUCAUGACUUUACAUCAAGCACCUUGAUUGGUUUCCCUCUUCUUUCGAGUUAAUUAUUGAGAUUGCGAAGCGGUGAGUUUGUGAUCCCCCAGAUCUAUUGAGGUAUAGAACAAUGUCUUUUAUUGGGACACAACAGAAAUGCAAGGCGUGUGAGAAGACUGUUUAUCCGGUGGAAUUGUUGUCUGCUGAUGGAGUUAGUUAUCACAAAUCUUGCUUCAAAUGUUCUCAUUGCAAAGGAACCCUCAAGCUAAGCAGUUAUUCGUCAAUGGAGGGUGUUCUCUAUUGCAAGCCUCACUAUGAGCAACUUUUCAAGGAGACUGGCAGUUUCGCCAAGAACUUUCAAUCACCUGCAAAGUCAGCUGAGAAGUUAACAGCAGAGAUGACAAGAUCACCUAGCAAGGCUGCAGGCAUGUUUUCUGGGACACAAGAGAAAUGUGCAACAUGUGGUAAAACAGCUUACCCACUUGAGAAGGUAACCGUGGAAAGCCUGAGUUAUCACAAGUCGUGUUUCAAGUGUUCUCACGGAGGAUGCUCUCUAACUCCGUCAAACUAUGCUGCCCUAGACGGCAUCCUAUACUGCAAACCUCACUUUUCCCAGCUCUUCAAAGAGAAGGGGAGCUAUAACCAUUUGGUCAAGUCCGCAUCAAUGAAACGCCCGACUGCUGUGGUUCCCGACUCAUGAACACGAGGCACGCUUAGUUUUUUUUACUAUCUAUUUCUAUCUGCAUGAGCUUGCCUUUGUGGGUGUGUUUUUCAACAUAUUUCUAUUUGAUUUCGAUUCCUCCAAACUUGGAGAUAACUUUGAUCUCAGCUGAGGAGUGGAAUGCAUUCAUUGCUGGUGCUUUUAACACAAUUUGGGGAAGUUUAUAUUUCUCCUAACUGUUUUUAGUGCGAUAUUCUUAAGUUUCA
This is a messenger RNA of Salvia miltiorrhiza (redroot sage), 1237 nucleotides long. Its product is annotated as LIM domain-containing protein WLIM2b-like. Gene Ontology annotation, molecular function: actin filament binding. Lineage: Eukaryota; Viridiplantae; Streptophyta; Magnoliopsida; Lamiales; Lamiaceae. The coding region runs from base 441 to 1010 and encodes 189 amino acids. Gene Ontology annotation, cellular component: actin cytoskeleton; plasma membrane. Gene Ontology annotation, biological process: actin filament bundle assembly. The record is from RefSeq and is a predicted model, not a curated record. The transcript has 6 exons.